GCUUCAUGACAUUAUUUUAGUCUCAGUCGGGGAAUGUAGCGAAGCCGUCCUGUGAAGUUUUCAUCAACUAAUUGUUUAACUACGACUUGCCGAGACAUGGAGACGGAGGUCUAUAUUUCUGUUGUGAGGUAACAGGGACCAGAGAGACUUUAAAGGUUGGUGUCCCACUUCUGAACAUCUGCAUCUCAUCACUGUGAUUCAAACGGGGUACAGACAACACAACGACUUCCAGACCUCCUGUAGCUGCACCAAAUCACUAUGUCCUAGCUAACACUAGUCCGACCCCCUCCCCUGACCAUCCUGUCCCUUUAACCCUAGUUCCCGUCCUCCAUCUUCAUCCCUUUCUUGGUUGUCUCUCCUGAUGCGCUGAUUUCUGGUUGUAGCACCAGCGGCGCCCCAUCCAGUGCAAUGAGCAGCCUGCACCAGCAGCAUUAUGGCAGCACAGGCUCAGAGCGAGACCUUCACUCUGCUGCCUCCUCUGUCAGCCUCCCGUCUGUCAAGAAGACCCCGAAGAAGCACCGCCUGUCCUUACACUCGCUUUUUGGCCGCCGCUGGCGUCAUGAUCGCGAUCCCAAGCGCAAGUCCAGGCCUCUGCAGGCCGUAGCUGGAGUGGACGGCAUUGUCAGCACUGAAAUCAUCCAGCCAGAGGCUCUCCAGGAUAAAACCUCAGCGCACUCUUCACUUGCCGCAGCAUCGACUUCAUCUGUGUCGGGUUCUUCAUCAGAGCUGAUGGAGUGCCCCCUGUGCCUCCUGCACCACGCACGGGACCGCUUCCCUGACAUCAUGACCUGUCACCACCGCUCCUGUGCAGACUGUCUGCGGCAGUAUCUUCGCAUCGAAAUCUCAGAGUCCCGCGUCAACAUCUGCUGCCCCGAGUGCUCGGAGCGCUUCAAUCCCCACGACAUCUGCAUGAUCCUGGGGGACCGAGCCCUCAUGGAGAAGUACGAGGAGUUCAUGCUCAGGAGGUGGCUGGUGGCUGAGCCUGACUGCCGCUGGUGUCCGGCCCCAGACUGCGGUUACGCAGUCAUUGCGUUUGGCUGUGCCAGCUGCCCAAAGAUCACCUGUGGACGUGAGGGCUGUGGGACAGAGUUCUGCUACCACUGCAAACAGCUGUGGCACCCAAACCAGACAUGCGACACAGCGCGCCAACAAAGGGCCCAAACUUUCCGGCUGAGGAGUUUCAGGUCUUCCUCCCUCAGCUACAGCCAAGAGAGUGGAGCCGCAGGCGAUGACAUCAAGCCGUGCCCACGAUGUGCUGCCUAUAUUAUCAAGAUGAAUGAUGGGAGCUGUAAUCACAUGACGUGUGCAGUCUGCGGCUGUGAGUUCUGCUGGCUGUGCAUGAAGGAAAUCUCUGACCUGCACUAUUUAAGUCCAUCAGGCUGCACCUUCUGGGGGAAGAAGCCCUGGAGCAGAAAGAAGAAGAUCCUCUGGCAGCUCGGCACGCUGGUGGGAGCACCUGUGGGCAUCGCGCUCAUAGCCGGCAUCGCCAUCCCUGCAAUGAUCAUCGGAAUCCCCGUCUAUGUGGGCAGAAAGAUCCAUAAUCGCUACGAGGGCAAGGACAUCUCUAAACACAAGAGGAAUUUGGUGAUCGCUGGUGGUGUGACGCUGUCUGUGAUCGUGUCGCCGGUGGUGGCAGCAGUCACUGUUGGUAUCGGCGUUCCCAUCAUGCUGGCUUACGUCUACGGAGUUGUCCCGAUCUCUCUGUGCCGGAGCGGUGGCUGCGGGGUGUCUGCCGUCAACGGCAAAGGCGUGCGUAUCGAGUUUGAUGACGAAAACGACAACAUAGGCAGCGGGGCGGCCGCAACAGACACCACCUCAGUGGCUGAGACGCGUCUCAACAACCCCAGCCUCGGAGACGGAGCGAGUGUAGGCGGCCUGACGGGCCUUAGUGUCAGCGGGAGCCACAUGGAGCGCUGCGGCAUGAGCUCCACCCAGCGGGACAACAUGAGCGACAACGCUAGCACCACGGCACUCGCUGGGACCAGCAUCACAGGCAGCCUCUCAGGAAGCUGCUACAACAGGAUGGAAGUUCAGGCUGAUGUCCAGAAGGAGCGCUGCAGUCUGAGUGGAGAGUCUGCCACUGUCAGUCUUGGGACAAUCAGUGACAACGCGAGCACAAAAGCCAUGGCGGGAUCCAUCCUCAAUGCCUACAUGCCUCUGGAAAGAGAUAACAGUCUGGAUGUUCAGGCAGACGUGGAGUCCAAACAGGAGAAGGUGAGGCACUGCAGCGCCAGCAGCAGCCUGGAUGAAGCCAGCUGUAGCAGCAGCAUUGCCGGCCUCAAAGGUGCUAGCGGCGGAGCGUGUUCAUGCCCGACAUCAAGCUGCUCUGCGCAGCACGACCACCACUGCUGCCCCUUCUCCCUACCCUCCACUUCAGGGGGCAAGAGGAGCAAAGGAAAGCUCUGGAAAAGAGGCAGCAGUAGCAGCAGCAGCAAAGGAGAAACAAAAAUCAACGAGAUGAGGGGGGAUUUGGACGCGCAGCUCCUGGAGCAGCGCAGCACCAACUCGUCCGAGUUUGAUUCUCCAUCUCUGAGCGGCAGCCUGCCCUCUGUGGCAGACUCGCACUGCAGCCACUUCUCAUCAGAGCUCAGCUGCUCGGAACCCGAAACCUCAAGACCAGCUCACCCACCCUGCUCCACCACAAUAGACCCCCAAUCUCAUCAUCCCAACAACACCGCCGCCGCCUUCAAUGAUGUCAACAUCACACCCAUGCCCGAGGUGGAGCACGACCGCCUGGAGCAUCAUCCACCUCAGAGCAGCCGCACAGCCUUCACACACCGCCUGCUGUCCACAUCUCCUCCCGCUUCACCGAAAGAGGGGGGCAGUGGGACGUUUUUGUACAUCAGUGAGGAGAGCAGAGGCACCAUGGCAGACACAGAUCCGGAGAAAGACAAGAAAAUAAAAGAGACGACCAAAAACACUACAGCACAUUCUGUAAGCCCGACGAGGAAGCGCUGUAUACAAACAGACAUCUAAAGGAGCCCUCUUUGGGUGUUUGGGCGGUGUUACUACUGCUAAAUAAGUUAGCCUUAUAACCUAGUUUCACUCUUUGAAGCAUCUUUGGAAGCUAAAGGCUACAGAUAGAGGUCUACUUAUUUUUGUAUCUGCUGUGGAGGCAGAAAUGUUAUGUGAAUGUCAGUCUACACAGUAACAGAGAAGGUCCAGGUCCAAGUUGGAGAGACAUUUUUGAGUAAAGUUAAAAGGAGCACAUGAAAGUUAAAGCAAGGUGUGAAGCAGAAGUUCUAUUCUGUUGUUGAAGUGUCGAGUGGAGAAGCAAAGUUUAUAGUAGGUAGAGUUGGAUGUAUGUGGACAGGUGUAGGUAUGUUAUCAGGUUGGUGAGACACAAAGCCCAUCCAGCUGUUAUGAAGAUCUGCAAAGUCCGAUUGCUUUUCUUAAUCAAAGCUCAAAUUGACAAACGCAGAACUGAUCAAGCUGGAUAGGAGCAGGUCAAAUGUCUGAUUUUACUUUUCAAAGUAAAAGUUGAGCUGCUACCUUCAAGCCUGAACCUUUUUUUUUCUUCCCUUUUUGACAUCUACAAGAAUCAGCUUUUCUUUGGGGGCUUUUGCAUGAUUCAGGGAUGGAUUUGUCAUCACUGUGGUCCACCGCUGUGCCACCAGUUCACUCUGCUACUUCUUAAAAAUGGCAAGAGAAACACCACACAGCUAAAGGAUUGUGGUACCUGACAGGGACCAGUCAAUACAGUAGCAAAUUUUAUAUUUCCUUAAUCCUCUAUAAGCAAAAUAUAUUAUUGUUGUUUUUGUUAAAAAUGUGACUCUUGUUUUUGUGCUUUUGUCUUUUUUGCUUAUUUUUAUUUUCCAUUUUGGGAAAGUUGGUUUUAAUGUUAAAGCCCUGUGUUGGGUCCACAAUUUUAGUGUUAAAGGGUGUGAACUGUGUUUGCGACCCAAACUUACCUACCCUCCUUACUUUUUAUAUAUGUAUUGAAAAUUUAAGAAAGCUGACAACUGGCCUAUGUUAACACAUUUUCUCCACCGUUUUGGUGGAUCAAUUAGGUUAGGUUUAUUAAAGUAAUUACAGGGAAUUCCAUAAUCCGACAUCUCUGAGAGAAUCUCAACCUUUACCAUUAUAACUGUAGCAAUUUGUACAACUUCUCAAAACCAGUCCAUUCAAACUGGAAAGCUAACUAAACAAUAUAUUGGCAAUGAGGAAGAUGACACUGAUGUCAGCUCUGAUAUAAUUAAAGGUGCAAUGAGAAACUGCUCCUGUGUAUUUGAGCACCUCCGUCUGUCAGUGAGAGAAUAUUCAGUAGUGAAUGUAUGAUGAUAACGGGCUUCUGAUGUUGAUACUCCCUUAGUAAGAAUCAAAAGCAAAGUUUGAAUUCCUAAUUUAGCUCUGUUGGUGUAUUAUAACUACAAUGUGUUGAGUUUUUUUUUUCUUCCUUGAAUCCCUUCAAUGGAUUCAUGCAAAUACUGAUUUUAUAUUUGUUGGACCCAAAGUGCCUUUUGGGGGAUAAAACAUUUUAUUCAUUUGUUUUUCUUUUUUACAUGUCAUCGUUAUGUAUUUCUUCAAAAGAUUAACAUAAAAAAAAUCACUAUACAAGGAAUUAUAUUUGCCUCAUUAAAUGCAUAAAUCCUCGUGCUAAAUACUCACCUCCUCCUGAGUGCUAACGCUAGCUCUCUCAUUAGCUCGUUUAGCCUACCAAAGACUGCUUUCAGGCUACUACAGUUAAAACUAGAACACAUUAGUCAAAUUCAAUCUAAUAUACCGGGAACGUUUAGCCCAUAAGGUCCAAAACUGUCUCCUACACAUUAGAAGAAAAAAACAAAUAGCAGCUCACUUCUGGAUUGAACCUGUUUGUAGAGCAGAGCUUUAAUUCCAAGACCAAAAAGUUUGUUUGGGUUUUAGUUACUUUUAGAAAUAUUCCUUUGAACAUUUAAAAAAAGGCGCUGAAGCAUACAUUGGGUUGUUCAUCAGCUCCUGUUAGCAAUAAAACCCUGUUCUUAUCCAAAGUGAUCAUUCAGAGUUGUUUAAAGCCUCAGACAUGUUCAGCAGAGCCGUUGUUAUAAAGAUUUGGUCAUCAGAGCAGUCGUGCUCCUCAAUUUCUCACUUGUUUUUGUUCCCUCUGUUAAACACCUGUGAGUUUUUAUGUUUUAAUUUGAAGACUUGUGCCAGGUCUAUUUUCUAACUUGGUCAAAAGAAGCUUUUACUCCUUGAGAAAAAGGAUAUAUUCCCUAAUUAUUUGCUUUAUAAUGUGCAUGUAAAUGCAUAUCUUUAAACAAUAAAACUCUCAAUCAAACUUG
Labrus mixtus (cuckoo wrasse) is the source of this 5258-nucleotide messenger RNA. Its product is annotated as E3 ubiquitin-protein ligase RNF19A-like. The coding region runs from base 409 to 2976 and encodes 855 amino acids. Gene Ontology annotation, molecular function: ubiquitin conjugating enzyme binding; zinc ion binding; ubiquitin protein ligase activity. The record is from RefSeq and is a predicted model, not a curated record. The transcript has 10 exons. NCBI's taxonomy places the organism in Eukaryota, Metazoa, Chordata, Actinopteri, Labriformes, Labridae. Gene Ontology annotation, biological process: ubiquitin-dependent protein catabolic process; protein polyubiquitination; positive regulation of proteasomal ubiquitin-dependent protein catabolic process. Gene Ontology annotation, cellular component: ubiquitin ligase complex; cytoplasm.